Symbiodinium pilosum is the source of this 546-nucleotide messenger RNA. Lineage: Eukaryota; Dinophyceae; Suessiales; Symbiodiniaceae. The record is from the annotation of a GenBank genome assembly.
AUGGGUCUCGCGUUCACGAAAAUAUGGCAGCGCUUGAUCGGAAAGCAGGAAAUGCGAAUCCUGAUGGUUGGUCUAGAUGCGGCUGGUAAGACGACCAUCCUGUACAAGCUGAAGCUUGGUGAGGUGGUCACAACGAUCCCUACGAUUGGAUUCAACGUGGAGACCGUGGAGUACAAGAACUUGUCCUUCACAGUUUGGGAUGUCGGGGGCCAGGACAAGAUCCGCCCCCUGUGGCGCCACUACUACCAGGGCACGAAUGGCCUGAUCUACGUCGUUGACAGCAAUGACCGAGACCGCAUUGAAGAUGCCCGUGAGGAGCUCAACAAGAUGUUGAAUGAAGACGAGAUGCGUGAUGCGGUGCUUCUAGUCUUCGCCAACAAGCAGGACCUGCCGAAUGCAAUGACGGCGGCAGAGGUCACCGAGAAGCUUGGGCUGCACAAUCUGCGACAUCGUCAGUGGUUCAUCCAAUCCGCUUGCGCCACCACUGGAGAUGGAUUGUACGAGGGGCUCGACUGGCUCUCACGGACGUUGUCCUCAAAGCGCUGA